Molecule: messenger RNA, 429 nt
Organism: Brugia pahangi
Lineage: Eukaryota; Metazoa; Nematoda; Chromadorea; Rhabditida; Onchocercidae
Source: the annotation of a GenBank genome assembly
AUGAAUCAUAUGCGUGAGGGUGGCACCGCUGGAAUAUCAUUAUCAGCGUCAGCAGCAUUGUGUCGAAUUAGUUCCGCUAAAAGUGCUGUACAAGUUCGUUGUCGCGCAUGUCAAGAAAUCUUAUCAUGUCCAUUGGCACUACGUGAACAUUGUGAGAGCCGAGCACACUCUGUCCGAAUAGCGCAGCUUGCAUCGAUGUCCACUGAAACUGGAUGCGCUCCGGAUGGUAGUUCUGCACCAAUGGCUGCGAUAUCGAUGUCACCCAGUCCAGAAACUGUUCUUGAGUGUCGACAUUGUUCUUUUGAGACAACUAAUGCUGCAGGUGCUAUCAAACAUAUGCAGCAACAUCCACCAAAUGUGGAAAAUACUGGACCAGAACAAGAAGGUUUAAAUCUGGAGACUAGUUGCGGUAAGUAUUUUAUGCAUUAG